UCUUCUCCCUCUCUUCAAACGCCAAGCUAAGGUUCUUCUCUUUCUCUCCACUUCCCAACAGUCGGACCCCUCCCUCAAUCCUCUUCCAAACUUCAUUCAAACUUGAAAUUUUACAAUCUUGGAAAGGAACAAGAAUGGCGACCUUCGAGCUUUACCGGAGAUCGACGAUCGGGAUGUGUUUGACGGAGACGCUCGAUGAGAUGGUCUCCAAUGGAAUUCUCAGCCCAGAGAUUGCCAUCCAAGUCCUUGUUCAGUUCGACAAGUCGAUGACUGAAGCUCUGGAGGCUCAGGUGAAGAACAAAGUUUCAAUCAAGGGGCAUCUUCACACAUAUAGAUUCUGUGACAACGUCUGGACUUUCAUCUUACAAGAUGCUUUAUUCAAGAGUGAGGAAUGCCAGGAGAAUGUUAGUCGUGUUAAGAUUGUGGCAUGUGAUUCAAAGCUUCUCACCCAGUGAGGGGAUUGCAAAUGACGAAACUGUUGAACAAGUUUUUUUCUUAGUUCUGCUUCAUAGAAAUUUGAUGCUAGUGAAAUAUGAAUUGGAGAAAGCUGGGUUUCAUUCCUUUGGCUACAAUUCCAGGCUAGAGAUGAAAUUGCAACACCUUUUGUGUCAACCUGUAUACAGUGAUCCUCACUUCAUUCCAGCAUACUCUCCUUUUGUACUAUGGUUUAGUUCAAGAUUGUCAUCCUUGCUUAUCCCAUGCUUUGGCAUCUGAAUCUCUUCUUUUGCAUAUAUUUAUGCCCUAAUAUAACAUGCAUUGAUAA
Ipomoea triloba (trilobed morning glory) is the source of this 763-nucleotide messenger RNA. Its product is annotated as transcription initiation factor IIA subunit 2-like. Lineage: Eukaryota; Viridiplantae; Streptophyta; Magnoliopsida; Solanales; Convolvulaceae. Gene Ontology annotation, biological process: transcription initiation at RNA polymerase II promoter; RNA polymerase II preinitiation complex assembly. Gene Ontology annotation, molecular function: RNA polymerase II general transcription initiation factor activity; TBP-class protein binding. Gene Ontology annotation, cellular component: transcription factor TFIIA complex. The coding region runs from base 135 to 455 and encodes 106 amino acids. The record is from RefSeq and is a predicted model, not a curated record. The transcript has 4 exons.